Molecule: messenger RNA, 2396 nt
Organism: Porites evermanni
Lineage: Eukaryota; Metazoa; Cnidaria; Anthozoa; Scleractinia; Poritidae
Source: the annotation of a GenBank genome assembly
AUGGCGGAUUUGGAAGACUUCGAUUCUGCCCUGGAGAAAGCUCUUUCGGCGCUCGCUGGACUGGGAAUAUCGCUUAAAUUGCGAUCGGAACAAAAGCAAGCGGUCACGACCUUGUUGUCGAGGCAAGAUUUAUUAGCAGUUCUUCCAACAGGCUUUGGAAAAAGCCUUAUCUUUCAGUUGUUGGUGCGGGUGAAAGAAAUAUUGACAGGCAAACCUGCAUGUGUGAUCGUUGUUUGCCCUCUAAAAAGUAUUGUACACGAUCAAUUGUCCGAAGCAACUGCAAUGGGUUUAACGGCCACAUCACUUUCGGACGCCAGUUUAGACGAUGUAGAGAACGGCAAAUACCAGCUGAUCUUUGCAUCUGCAGAAGAAAUUUUGGAGAAGCCUUUCCUCGGUCGGCUCAAAAAGACCAACACGCCUCUACACCAGAAUCUUGCUGCACUGAUAGUCGAUGAGUCGCACACUGUAGAAACAUGGACGGGUCAAAGGUUUGUUUUUCUCCCUUGUUGUUCUCCUAGGAUGUGUUCGAUAAACUUGUGCUGUAAACAUGAAGAUAAAUUCAAUGUUCUCUUAAAUUACAGGGCAACAACUAAGAAACCCAGACAAAAGGCCACUGUUGCUUUCCGUGAGUCGUUCGGAAAGCUUGGGGAACUGCGAUCUUUUUUCAAUCAAGGUAAAGAUCAGUGUUUAUUUUAUCGCAUUUAGAAAGAAUUCAUUUACCUUUUCCUUCAAAUUAAUAAUAAUACAUACAGGAAUAGAACAUGCUUUUAAUAAGACCAUUCUUUUCUUAGUUACUACGACAGCUCCCAAUAUGUUAUAGUUACAAAUCCUGGAUUAUUUUAAGCUAAAAGUUUUUUGCAUAUUCUAAAUUUCUUUAAAUCCCUCAAAGUUACUGAAAAUAAUACGAUGCUAAGGUAUGAUGUAAGAGCUUACCAAAAUGAGAUCUUUGAUUUUUUUUCUUUGACGAUUUUCAGGAACAAAACAAAGAAUUUGUAAACCAAAAUUAACUAUAUGUAGGUGACCAAAGAUCACCAGCUCAUACCAAUAUAUUUAAAAUGCUCGAAGUAUUUGCAACACUUGCUUUCAUUGCAUGUGUGUAUGUGUGUUUACCUUGUUUUUAAAACGAGCUGGGUACAACAACUAUAUUGAGUUGAUCAUGUUUCCUUUCUCCCAAAGGCACACCUGUUGGAGCUCUAACAGGCACAGCAGAUACAGUAACACAAAAAACCAUCAUGAAUGUGCUUUGCUUGAGGUCAGAUGCCACCAAAAUAUAUGUAAGUCCAAACAGAGUGAACUUGAGAUUUAGUGUGAAGAAAGUAAAGAAAGAUGAGCAGCUGAAGGAACUGAAGUGGCUGGUGGAUUUAAUCAGAGAACUCAAAAACAAAUGUCCAAAGACAAUAGUGUUCUGCAACACUAUGAAUGAGAUUGCCCUAGUUGUUAACCAUUUAAUUUGUGAGCUUGGAAAAGAUGUUUUCUUGCCUGACUGUUCAGCAAAGCAAGAUAAUUGCUUAAUUGGAAUAUAUCAUUCAAAUUCCUGGCAGAGCAGUAAGGAUAGAGUAUUAAAGGAAUUUAAAGCAACCAAUGGAGCGAAACGCAUCCUUAUAGCUACAACUGCUCUUUGUAUGGGUGUGAACUUCCCUGAUGUGAGAUACAUCAUUAACUGGGGACCAGCAAGAUCUAUUCUUGAUCAACACCAAGAAGCAGGAAGGGCUGGAAGGGAUGGAGAGAAAUCUCAUAUUUUUGUUUUAUACCAUGGCCAGCAAGCCGCACAUUGUGAGCAAGAGGUCAAGGACUUUAUCAGGGCUAAAGGCUGUCUUCGGGUUGCAGCAUACCUUUCAUUGGAUGCAACAAUUAAACCACUUGAACCUUUGCAUGACUGUUGUUCUUUUUGCACUACAAUUUGCAUGUGUGCUGGUACAACUUGUACUGCUGAGGUUUUGCCUUUUGAGCACGUCAUACAAAGCAAUGACAACAAUGCUGCAGUUACUGAUGUCAGAGAGAGGGAAGUAACAGAAGGUGACCGCAAAACACUGGAGGAAGCACUGUAUGAGGUUCUUGCUGACAUGAGGCACAAAGGGCUAUCAUUAGAUGAAAGUUCGAGCCAUGGGUUUUCGAAAGAGCUCAUAGAGGAUAUUGUUAAUAACUGUCAACACAUCUUUACUGUUCAAGACUUGAUGAGCAAUUUUCCUGUCUUUUCAUUGUUAAAUUCUUUGAGGGUGUUGGAAGUUGUGCAGGAAGUGUUCAUGGAUAUUCCGAAGUUUGAGGAAACUUCUGCUUUGUACAACUUGAAUUCUAAUCUACAUGUACAGAACAACUCAAGAGUCAGUGAGUGGUUUGAUUUCAAUAAUAUUGAUUUGGGUUUUGAUAGUGACAGUGAUGAAAUGGUAGAACUUUGA